UCUCUUGUACUUUUGAGCAGAGGAGAAGACCGGAAUUGAGCUCUUACAAAUCAGUUGAGUUUAACCGGGCGCACACCGCGAGAAUGAGAGAAAUAGUUCACAUACAAGCCGGACAAUGUGGGAAUCAGAUUGGCACCAAGUUUUGGGAAAUUAUCAGCGAUGAACACGGAAUCGAUCCGGCAGGAAACUAUGUGGGUGACUCAUCACUUCAAAUCGACAGGAUUAAUGUGUAUUACAACGAAGCGUCCUCACACAAGUAUGUUCCCAGAGCAGUCCUUGUGGACUUGGAACCUGGGACCAUGGACAGUGUCCGGUCAGGGACCUUUGGACAGCUAUUCAGACCUGACAACUUUAUCUUCGGGCAGACAGGAGCAGGGAACAACUGGGCCAAGGGCCACUACACUGAGGGAGCAGAGCUAGUUGACUCUGUGCUGGAUGUAGUGAGGAAGGAGUGCGAGAACUGCGACUGCCUCCAGGGCUUCCAGCUAACCCACUCCCUGGGUGGGGGCACAGGCUCGGGCAUGGGCACCCUGCUCAUCAGCAAGAUCCGCGAGGAGUACCCCGACCGCAUCAUGAACACGUUCAGCGUCAUGCCCUCUCCCAAGGUGUCGGAUACGGUGGUUGAACCGUACAAUGCCACCCUCUCUGUGCACCAGCUGGUGGAGAACACGGACGAGACAUACUGCAUUGACAACGAGGCACUCUACGACAUCUGCCUCCGUACCCUGAAACUGACCAUGCCCACUUACGGAGACCUCAACCAUCUGGUGUCGGCCACCAUGAGCGGCGUGACCACCUCACUGCGGUUCCCCGGUCAGCUCAACGCCGACCUUCGCAAACUGGCCGUCAACAUGGUGCCCUUCCCCCGCCUGCACUUCUUCAUGCCUGGCUUUGCACCGUUAACCGCCCGAGGGAGCCAGCAGUACCGCACCCUGACGGUGCCGGAACUCACCCAGCAGAUGUUCGAUGCCCGCAACAUGAUGGCGGCGUGCGACCCACAUCACGGCCGCUACCUCACCGUGGCCACUGUAUUCCGCGGGCCCAUGUCCAUGAAGGAGGUGGAUGAGCAGAUGCUGGCCAUCCAGAACAAGAACAGCAGCUACUUCGUGGAGUGGAUCCCCAACAACGUCAAGGUGGCCGUGUGUGACAUCGCACCCCGCGGCCUCAAGAUGGCCUCCACAUUCAUCGGCAACAGUACAGCCAUCCAGGAGCUGUUCAAGCGCGUCUCGGAGCAGUUCUCGGCCAUGUUCCGCCGCAAGGCCUUUCUGCACUGGUUCACCGGGGAGGGCAUGGACGAGAUGGAGUUCAGUGAGGCAGAGAGCAACAUGAACGACCUAGUGUCUGAGUACCAACAGUACCAGGAGGCCACGUCCAAUGACGGGGAAGAGACAUUUGACGAUGAGGAAGAAGAGCUCAAUGAGUAAGGAGAAUGUGGACAGAAUUUGUUUUGAAGUGUACUGUUUUGAAAUGUGACGUUUUUUUUUAUGUCCGGAGGUCACGGAAGCAGUGGUGGAAAUAAAACGUUUUAAAGGCUUUGAAA
Molecule: messenger RNA, 1540 nt
Organism: Oncorhynchus gorbuscha (pink salmon)
Lineage: Eukaryota; Metazoa; Chordata; Actinopteri; Salmoniformes; Salmonidae
Product: tubulin beta-5 chain-like
Exons: 4
Coding region: 84-1424 (446 amino acids)
Biological process (GO): microtubule cytoskeleton organization; mitotic cell cycle
Cellular component (GO): cytoplasm; microtubule
Molecular function (GO): GTP binding; GTPase activity; structural constituent of cytoskeleton
Source: RefSeq, a predicted model, not a curated record